This is a messenger RNA of Ruditapes philippinarum (Manila clam), 3182 nucleotides long. RefSeq names its product ER lumen protein-retaining receptor 2. Lineage: Eukaryota; Metazoa; Mollusca; Bivalvia; Venerida; Veneridae. Gene Ontology annotation, biological process: protein retention in ER lumen; endoplasmic reticulum to Golgi vesicle-mediated transport. The coding region runs from base 73 to 720 and encodes 215 amino acids. The record is from RefSeq and is a predicted model, not a curated record. Gene Ontology annotation, molecular function: ER lumen protein retrieval receptor activity. The transcript has 5 exons. Gene Ontology annotation, cellular component: cis-Golgi network; membrane; endoplasmic reticulum.
UACCCAGAAUACACAGCGGGCCACGUCUGCAUUCGCCAUUCUUAGACGUGGAAAUUUGACAGAUCAGACAAAAUGAAUUUUUUCCGACUUUGUGGUGAUAUGAGCCAUUUAUUGGCCAUAUUAUUAUUGCUUUUGAAAAUGUGGAAAUCACGUUCAGUAGCAGGUAUAUCUGGAAAGAGUCAAAUAUUAUUUGCUCUUGUAUUUACAACAAGAUACCUAGAUUUAUUUACAUCCUUCAUCUCCGUUUACAAUACAACUAUGAAAGUUUUCUUCAUUGCCUCAUCAUAUGUGACUGUAUACUUUAUCUACCAACACUUCAAGCCUACAUAUGACUCCAACCAUGAUACUUUCCGUGUGGAAUUUCUCGUUGUGCCAGUUGGAGGACUAGCCUUUCUUGUGAAUCAUGAAUUUUCACCUCUUGAGAUUCUAUGGACAUUUUCUAUCUACCUUGAGUCAGUUGCAAUUUUACCGCAGCUGUUUAUGGUGAGCAAGACUGGUGAGGCAGAAACUAUUACCAGCCACUAUUUGUUUGCCCUUGGUUCUUAUCGAGCACUUUAUCUGCUGAACUGGAUCUACAGAUACUACUUCGAGGGUUUCUUUGAUCUAAUUGCCGUUGUAGCUGGAUGUGUACAAACAAUACUCUAUUGCGAUUUCUUCUACCUUUACAUUACUAAAGUGGUAAACCCAGUUGCGCCAACUGAUGAUCUUGUACAUGUUUAGAUUUUAACAUGGUUCUUAAUUCUCGAUUUAAAGUUCUGAAAGGCAAGAAGAUCAGUUUACCAGCGUAAACAUAGCAACAAAGAACAUUUUUAUGAAAAUAUCUUCAUUUUUGUAUCACGGAAGAUUUCAUCACCUAGAGAUGUUUUUAUGCCUUGAGUUAACAAUGACAGACUUGACUUUAAUGAUAAUUAUUUUACAUAAAGUUGUUAGGCAUAUUAAGGUUUUUAUAAAUAUCCAUGUGCAGUCAGACAAGAAAAGGUACAUGUUUGCUUUGUAACAUUGGAGGUAUCAGUACUGAAAUCGAGGUGGGCUGAAGAAAGUUGUUUUAGUGAUUUAAUUCAUGUCCAGUUUGCGUGUUUGUUUGUACAUGGGUAUGUUGGGAUUUUUAAACAAAAAAUUAAUUUCAUCGUUACAAAACCAGAACUUGUGACUUUCAGAACAUGUGUAGUUUUGUGUUUGCGUCAGUGUGCAUUUGUAAAUAACAUUGAGGGGAUGGAUGAAUGAGUAAAUGCCAGAUGUACGUGUAGAGUAACUCUGCUAGCAGAGUAUAAGUGGACCAGUUAAUGUUGAAACUACUGUUUAUUAUCUUGUAUUUGCUUAAGUUAAAUUUUUAUCACUUCAAAUUUACGCUUUGUCAAUACUGUUUACCUUUGAUUCAUAUUGGAAGGAAUAACAUUCAAAUUUGAUAUAUUGAUAAUGUACAAAAUUCAGUAUAUUGUACAUUGCUGUUGUACUUUUAAAUGGUUACUGGUAAAAGUUUUUUUCUCUGUUCUUUAAUGUUGUUACAUAAUUAUAUGGAUGGCUGAUGGACAUAUCUUUCUAGAUUGUAAAGCUUUUAAUUUCUUUAAUGUUCUUCAUGUUUUCAUUUAUUAAACUAUUUCAUUGAAAAAAAGCUAUCUUUGAUGAGAUGGGGCAAAUGAUAAGAUACUGAUAAAAAAAAUAAGUAAAAAAAAUAAUAUUUAUAAAAAUUAACUUUUGCAAAUACAUGGUAACUAAGAGUUAUAUGUUCUGAUAAUGAAUUUGUUUAGCAACACACACAAAAGGAAUAACUGUAGUAAAAAGCAGUUCAUAUUUAAGUACUCUGGUUGAGCUGUCAAAGAAAAUCCAAUGGUUAUUUUUAGAUUUCUAACUAAUGUACAUAACCAUCUUUAUUUAUUGGACUUUAAAUCUAGUCUAUUUUUGUGAAUGUUACAUGUGAUGGGAAUUAUUACAGAAGUGCUAUAUUUACACACAUACUUGAAAUAGAAACACCAGUAUUUUUUAAAAGAAACAUUAAAUAAUCUACGGUGAACUUCUCAUAAAAAUAUUGAUGUGGCAAAUAUACCACUCUGGUAAGUCUGUGAGAUGAUGUUUAGCAUUUUUGUUCAGUUGUCUUGUAAAUGGUGAUUUAAUACUGCUUUUUCUAUGGUACAAAUUGGUAUAUAUUGUUGCUGAAACAGUAGUAGAUUGUGAGUAUAAGACACUAUCCGUGAGAGUAAGUGCAGUAUAUCAGUUAAAUAUAUUGGGUAUAACAGUAUUAUUUACACCAGUGGUACUCUUUUUAUUUUAGUUUUUUUCAUGGUAAAUAUGGACUGCUUAUUGUACAGGCUAGGUACAGAACCUAAAGGUAAACAGCCUGAAAAAUUGCUGUGCAUUUAUUUUUUAGAUACAUUGUGUUGAGGUCUUAAAGAGAAAUGAUUGUCUUUGUUCUAAAAUAAAAAUGGCACUGCUAUUAAUUAUACCAGAGAUGGUCUGGUGACAUUUUUAGGCUUAAAUGUAAAGACUCUUUUAAAAAAUGUUUGACUGGCAUAAGAAUGAAAUGUUUUUUUUGUAUUUUAGACUUAUUUUUCAAUGGGUGCUUUGAUUUAUUUAAUAUUUUAACUGAUUUUAUUUUCAUUACUGUUAAAAGAUUAAGGACACUGAAAAUUGACCUAUUGUUGCAGUAGCUAGGCAAUUUAAUAUAGUAAAAUUGAGAAAAUAAUACACAUGUGGCUUUAACAUUGUUGGAUAUCUUUGAUUAUGUAGAUGAAAAAAGAAAACCAUAUUUUACUGGCAAGUCAGUAAUGCUUUAUUUGUUAGCUUUCAUGAGUGAACCAAAUGUCAAUUUUUGGUGCAUUGUUUUUGUACAUGUGAUUUAGAAUAGAUUUAUCAUAAAUAAUACUAGACCAUUUCGUUUGUAAAAAUUUUCUUUUUAACAGUUAAAAAAAUUAUUAAAACAAAAAAUAUAUUUGUGUAAAAGGUGUGUUUAGAACAAAACGUGAAAAUUAUUGGUUAUAUAAUCACAUUACAUAAUCAUGCUGUCAGGAUAUAUUUAAAACAUACGGUAUUAAUGCAUUUUGUGUGGUAGAUAAUUUUUAACAUACUGUAAUGGUUUUUCAUAUCUUUAUGGUAGUACUUUGUAUUCAAAUAAAGAUUGUAAAUAGAAGUUUGAUAAUAUCUCAUGAAAAUAAAAUGCCUGCCAUAAGUUGCAAAGAUAAACUCUG